UAAUAAUAAUAAUAAAUUUGUGGACCGUUUCUGGUUGGAAGUGGCGCUCUUUGGUUUAGUUGCGACCCGUACCGCGCGAGACCGACGCAGUCUCCAGCGGCCCCGAUUCUGGAUGGUCGAUGACAAACCCACCUCCACCGCCCUCACCACCAUCACUGCCGCGAACAGUUAACAAAAAUCCGCAGAACAGCUGAAACGAGAAAACGCCUUUUUUGUUCCCACCACGUCUCGGCCGUUUUCGUCUCGCGAGGAAGAAGAGGCCAGAAGAAGAAGAACGAGGAGGAGGACCGUUACCGACCCGCUCAGGAGUAUUUGUCACAAUUUGAUGAGAAUUUCGCUUGAGCCGAAAGCCCCGAGAUACUUAAUGACGUCGUUUAUUUAAACGCUUCUCGACCGCAUUCUCCAGAUAAGCAGAUUUCCGACCGACCUCAACGUCGACAAUGGACAAAAGGAAAUUAUCAACAUCAGGGGAUUCUCUUUACCUCAUCCUCGGCCUACCGAAGACGGCCUCACCUGAGGAUAUAAAAAAGACUUAUCGAAAACUUGCCCUCAAAUACCAUCCAGACAAAAACCCUGACAAUGUCGAAGCGGCAGAAAUGUUCAAAGAUGUUAACAGGGCCCAUUCCAUCCUUAGUGAUAUGACCAAGAGGAACAUUUACGACAACUAUGGCUCUCUUGGAUUGUAUAUUGCUGAACAGUUUGGCGAGGACAACGUCAACGCUUACUUCUUAGUUACAUCAAAAUGGUGCAAGUUACUUAUCGUCUUGUGUGGAUUAGUCACCGUAUGUUAUUGCGGCUGUUGCUGCUUUUGUUGCUGCUGCAACUUCUGCUGCGGGAAGUGUAAGCCACGGUCUCCAGAAGACAGUGGGAACUACCACACGUUACAUAGGGAGGGAAACAAUGCAGGAGACCCGGUGACUGCACAGCCUACCAAGCAUUCGAACCAGGAUUCAGACGAUGAGGGAGCUUGUGGCGACACAGUGACCUCCCAGCCAACUUCAGGAAAUGCCCAGAAUUUUAACGCCACCCACGAGCCGAGCGAAAACACCUCCCUGAAGACUUCAGAUCAGGUCACCUACACAACAGGUAGCAUGACCCAAAGCGGUUCACCAUAUCAUGUUGCGACUACUGGUGAAUCUAUCAAGUAAUUCCACGCUUCUACUUUCCACCAUUUGAUCUUUAUGAAUUGAGCCUUUAAAAUAAAAAAUGAAAAACGAAAAAAAAAGGAGCAAACAUUGAGCAAAAGAAUUGUAUGCUUCUGAUUUACGAAUGUUUCUUUUUAUCACUGUCUGGUUUGGAGGGGCGUUUCCUCUCCACCGAGAGCACGAAUUGUAUCCCUCAAUUGUGUCAGAAGUUAAAAGCAACAUAUUUAUCUUUAAAAUUGAAAUUAAAUUAGUUCUAUGUCGUUUUUAAAGACAGGAUUUGAAAAUAUAAGUCUUAGGGAUAUAUUAUUGUCAUAUACAUAAACGAAUAAUAUUUAAGAAUAAUA
Molecule: messenger RNA, 1489 nt
Organism: Cimex lectularius (bed bug)
Lineage: Eukaryota; Metazoa; Arthropoda; Insecta; Hemiptera; Cimicidae
Gene: Csp
Product: dnaJ homolog subfamily C member 5
Exons: 7
Coding region: 441-1148 (235 amino acids)
Biological process (GO): regulation of neuromuscular synaptic transmission
Cellular component (GO): type Is terminal bouton
Source: RefSeq, a predicted model, not a curated record